CUUUGAUUAGGAAUGAAUUGGCAUUAUUAUUUUCAGUGAAAUAUGCAAUGCAUUGAAUUUCAAAUAUAAAACAGCAUUUUUUAGUAUUAGUUUUUGGAAAUGGAAUCUGAUUUUGAUAUCUAACUUCAAUUUGAUUCUUGCAAUGACAUUAAGUGUAUUGAAAUUUGAGAAAAAAGGCCAUGGGAGGCAGAUUUUAACCAUCAGAAAACUAACAGUUUCUCCGUAUCCAAUACGGUUGAAUCGAGGCAGUAUUAAACUAUCACUUGUUGCAGAAAUUCACGAAGAUGUACCAGCAGACAUCCGCAUUUAUUAUAAAGCAUGGAAAGUGAAACAUUUGCCUUUUGGGUUGAAAAUUCACAUCCCAGCUCCCAAUCUGCUUCCCCAAGGAUGCACUCUUGAAGACCUGAAUCUCCAGAUGUUAGCUAGAAGUGGUCUAGUAUUAAAAGCUGACACCUAUAAACUUAACAGCAUCACAAUUCCAAUUCCAACAAUCGAAGGAUUUGUUGGAGCAGUUGUCAGAUGGCUGUUAUCGGGAAAAUUUCUGAUUGAAGUAAAGAUUAUAAAAAAGAAUGGAGAACAAUUAUCCUGUUAUUCAGUUACUGGUGAAGCAAAGUCCUGAUAGAGAAAAUCUUAAUUUAUUGUAUAUGUACUCACUAUUUUAUUUAUUUAGGAGAUUGUGAUCGUAUUUAUAUAACAUUUUACUAGCAAUAUUAAUAAAAAUAUAUGUCUGUA
This is a messenger RNA of Argiope bruennichi, 732 nucleotides long. RefSeq lists its product as uncharacterized. Bases 143 to 619 code for a protein of 158 amino acids. Lineage: Eukaryota; Metazoa; Arthropoda; Arachnida; Araneae; Araneidae. The transcript has 4 exons. The record is from RefSeq and is a predicted model, not a curated record.